AAUAGUUCAAUGUGAUAACUAACUGAUAACGCAAGGGAAAACAAGAGAAACUAAAAUUCUUCUCUGCUGUUCGUAUUAUCCACUAUCUUCCUCCUUCUCGAAUCCCACGACACAGCAGAACAAGCGUUCCCUUCCUUCGACUUCGCCGGUCCAGUAAUUCUUCCAUCCUUCGUCGUCGGCGCAUCGACUGUUCAGUCGUUCAGCAACUCGUUUCGUCGAAUCGUCGUCACUUACUCACUUGUGACUCGUCGCCGGUGACUCUUCGUCUUCACUUCUUCAUUUCUUGUUCGUCGGCAGGUCGGCAAGCGGCAGCGGCGCCAGAAUUCAGUCUUCAGGUCUUCUUCGUCAAACGACUUUGAACCCACGCAGCUGGAUUUGCCACUGCUCCAAUGUCAUCCAUGUCAAUGCCUUCAUCAAUCCGAACAAUCUCAACCAAACUUCCCCAAUUUAACCUCUUCCCUUAUUCUUUUUCUUCUUCUUCAAAACCUGUAAUUUCAUCUCUUCCUCACCCUUCUUAUUCUCUUCCUUCCUCCUUUAGACCUAUCUCUUUCCAACGUCUCCCUGCAAAAUCCGAAUCUCUCUCGUGUUCUUGUUCUUCUUCGUCUUUAGUUCAACCAACGAUUGAAGAACUUCCCCCCAACCUACAAGAAAUCAUCAAACUCUUCCAAGCAGCUCAAGACCCACGAGCCAAAUACCAGCAAUUAAUGUUCUACGCCAACAAGCUCUCUCCCCUUGAACAGCAGUACAAAACCAAGGAAAACAAAGUUGAGGGAUGCGUUUCUCAAGUUUGGGUUCGGGCUUUCUUAGACCAUGAUGAUGAUGACAAAAAUGAGAAAGUUGUUCGUUUUGAGGCUGAUUCUGAUUCCAUUAUGACCAAAGGCCUUGCUGCUUUACUUGUUUUGGGUCUCUCUGGUCGUCCAGUACCUGAAAUUGUAAGGGUUUCCCCUGAUUUUGUCACCCUUUUGGGCCUUCAGCAGAACUUAACCCCUUCUAGGAAUAAUGGGUUCUUGAAUAUGUUGAAGUUGAUGCAGCGGAAGGCUCUCCUUUUGGGAUUGGAGGCUGAAAAACAACAAGAAGGAAUUGAUACUUCACCUCAAAUUCAAUCGGGUAUUGAACAAAUGGAGCCCCAAGUGGAAAUAGUUGGCCUUAAACUCAAUGGGUCUUCUGGGGUGGAAAGUUUGGAUUUUGAUGUGGGUAAGAGCGAAGAUGUUGCAGAUGGGUCGAGCUUAUUGGGAACUAGAGGAGAGAGAAUUAAGGAGAAAUUGGAGAGAGAAUUGAAGCCUGUAGAGUUGGAAGUUGAGGAUAUAUCUUACCAGCAUGCUGGGCAUAUGGGAGUUAGGGGGAGUGAUGGGGAAACACAUUUCAAUUUGAAGAUAGUUUCUAAUGAGUUUGAAGGGAAGAGCUUGGUCAAGAGGCAUAGAAUGAUUUAUGGUUUGUUGCAGGAUGAAUUGGAAGGAGGUUUACAUGCUUUGUCAAUCAUUUCCAAGACACCAACUGAAGUAGAACAAGGAAGGUAGACAUAAUUAAGAGGAGCAUAAGUCUACAAAAGAGGCUUCCUUCCUUUUGGUAUGUUUAAUCUUCUCAAAGUUCGCAUGGUAUCAAAUGAGUUGGUUUGAAAUCAUCAAUAUAUUGAAGCGCUUCCGCAGUGUAUAUUACAAAUAGAACAAUGGUGAGGUGCGCCUGACUAUUCAGAUUUCAGAUGAUUAUGUGACAGGAGUGACGAAUUUUGGCGAUAUGCCUACAACCUUGAAUGGAGGAUUAGCCAUUACACAAGUAUCUGAUCGAGCUGCUACUUGAUUCUCUGAGUCACAUUCAAGUAUUGGCAAGUGUUUUGACUCACUAUCUUAUAAUGUGAAACUAGCAAGUAUUAGCAAGAAUGUAACUUAUGUAAUAUGACUAAUGAGACAUAAUUUAGGGGCUUUUUAAAUGAACAUGAAGCAGAUGCUCUUCCUGCAGUGCAAUCACUGGCUGCAUGUUUCUAGCAGAUACCCCUAAUAACUCUGUAAGGCGAUAACUAUUUCAGUUUAUCCAGUGUACUAUGAAGAUCAGUUCAUUGCAAUGAUGUAGUAGUAUGUGUUGCA
Beta vulgaris subsp. vulgaris (sugar beet) is the source of this 2081-nucleotide messenger RNA. Its product is annotated as sufE-like protein 1, chloroplastic/mitochondrial. The transcript is spliced from 3 exons. The coding region runs from base 390 to 1517 and encodes 375 amino acids. NCBI's taxonomy places the organism in Eukaryota, Viridiplantae, Streptophyta, Magnoliopsida, Caryophyllales, Amaranthaceae. The record is from RefSeq and is a predicted model, not a curated record.